Molecule: messenger RNA, 2666 nt
Organism: Drosophila nasuta
Lineage: Eukaryota; Metazoa; Arthropoda; Insecta; Diptera; Drosophilidae
Gene: CycG
Product: cyclin G
Exons: 6
Coding region: 586-2319 (577 amino acids)
Source: RefSeq, a predicted model, not a curated record
AUUUGGAAGCAACAAAGUAAAGACCGUUUGGAUUAUAAUAGAGAGAGUGCGCGUUUUAUUUGUACAUUUCUGUGUGUGUUUGCAAUGAAAUUUUUAUAAUUUGAAUUGAAAUUUUUAACUACUUAGCACCUACAUACAACAAAGUCAAAUGAAUAUACUUAACUAAUCAACGAGUAGCCAAGUCAAUAAUAAUAAACAACAAACACAGCUAAAAGAUGUUCAGCUGAUGGGAAAAAACCUACCACUUUUAAACUGGUGUGUGGGAAAAAUCGAUCCACAAACUGUUCGCAAAGGAGAAGAGAAAAUGUUGGCUUAAACAAAAAGAAAGACUUUUGACAACAAACAACAACAAGUUCACUGUGAUACAAUUUGCAGUACAAAUUAGUUAAAUACUUAGUGUAGCCAUUUCUAACAAAAGAACCAAUCGAACAUUACAACAACAACAACUACACUUAUUUUCAAGUGCAAUAUCAAUAUUUUCGCCAAGAUUCUCAACUUAAACUAAAUUAAAUAUUCAUCUCAACAUUCCUGCGCAACAUAAAAACAACAAAAUGGCUGUAAAAACGUACUAGGCCAGCCCUCACAAUGUCUGUCCCUGUACGCUACUCUGCUGCCGCCGAAUACGCCGUCGUUGAUAGUGGUUUGGAUAAUACUCUAACCCAAGAAGAGCAAUACCACAGACAACAACAGCAACAGCAGCUCCAGCACCAGCAUCAGCAAUAUCAGCAGCAACAGCAAUACGAACAGCAGCAAUACCAGCAACAACAAUACGAACAGGAGCAGCAGGAGAUUCUAUUGUAUUGCCAAUUGCAAGAGCAGCUGGAGGCUGAGGCUCGUGAGGCGGUGCGGCAGCAGCAGCAGCAGUUGAUGCAGCAGAGGUCAUCGAUGUCGUCGUCGUCGGGAAUGCCAGGACUUGAAUUGCCCAUCAACAUCAACAACAACAACAUCAUCAAUAGCAACAUCGCCGCCAGCAACAGCAACAUUAACAACAACAAUAUGGAUGCAGUUAGCAUUAAUGCUAUCCUGGUCGAUGAUGAGCAGCCCUCAACAUCGGCACAGGCUGCAGCAGCGGCGGCGACAGCAAUGUUGGUUGGUGGCAACAACAAAUCGGGCAUUGACAACAACGCAGAGAUGCCAACUGAUUGGAUGAGGAUUGCGAACGAGGGCCGGUAUGGGACACCGGGUGCUGCUGGCUUGGAAUAUCAAAAGUACGAACAACAACAACAGCAGCAACAGCAAUCACUGGAAGCCGAAGCUGGUCCAGCAGCAGCAGCUGAGCCAACAACAGCACUGAAGAAACUUGAGGAUCAAUUGCAUGCACUCACCUCCGAUGAACUGUACGAGACCCUGAAGGAGUACGACGCACUGCAGGACAAAUAUCAUACCGUGCUGCUACUGCCCAAGGAGUCGAGGCGUGAGGUGACUGCAGGUGGUCGCGAUGGAUCGGCGUAUGUGCUCCGAUGCCUGAAGAUGUGGUACGAGCUGCCGUCUGAUGUGCUCUUCUCAGCCAUGAGCCUGGUGGAUCGUUUCCUCGAUCGCAUGGCCGUCAAGCCCAAGCAUAUGGCCUGCAUGAGCGUUGCCUCCUUCCAUUUGGCCAUCAAGCAGCUGGACUUGAAGCCCAUUCCUGCCGACGAUCUGGUUACAAUAUCUCAGUGUGGUUGUACCGCUGGCGAUCUGGAGCGAAUGGCCGGCGUGAUUGCCAACAAGCUGGGUGUACAGAUGGGACAUGCACCCAUCACUUCAGUAAGCUACCUGCGCAUCUAUUACGCACUCUUCCGCAAUCUGGCGAAGGAGAUUGGCGGUGAUUUCUUCAAGUUCUAUCAGCAGCUGAUCAAGCUCGAAGAGCUGGAGAAUCGCCUGGAGAUCUUGUUGUGCGAUGUCAAGACAACGGUGAUUACGCCCGCCACACUGGCGUUAGUUCUCAUCUGUCUGCAUCUUGAUUUCCACAUCAAGGAGUCCUACACCCGCGGCAGCCCUGAGCUCAAGCAUGUCUUUGAGUACAUACUCUUCCUGCAGCAAUACAUGAGGAUUCCCGAUCGCGUUUUCACCUGCGGUUUUAGCAUUGUCUCGGGCAUUCUGUCCCAUUACAACGGACAGAAUAAGGCGCCCUACAAGCAGCGGCUUGUCUGGAAACUUUCCAGUCGCACGCUGCGCGUCCUGCGCCCGACCAAUCGCUUCUCAUCGGAUUUGCCCACCAUCGAGGAAGGCAUUUCGAAUGCUCUAGACGACGGCCUGCGUUCAAGAACCGAGAGUAUUAGCUCUGAGGAGGAGGAGGAUUGGCCAACUUCACCCAUUAUUCCAAUUUUCGAACAAUGUUAGUAGUACCCAGCAGCAAGUAAGCAGCAUCCAAGCAAAAGCAGCCCCCAAAAGGAAAAACCAACGGACAACAAUUGGCGGGGCCAGAUUUGAUUUGAUUGAACAGCAGCAGCAGCAGCAACAGCAGACAGCAAAGCAAGCAAGCAGAAAGCAAACAGCAGCAGCAGGAAUCAUCCAUUUGACACACACUACACUACACUACACAAGCAAAUCUGUGGCAGCAGCAACAACAGCAGUAACAAUGUUGCAGCAAAACAAAAACAUCAGACAUAUCCACCACGACUCCAAGGGAGUUCAGCAACAACGACAACAGCAACAACAAAUAAGUAACUGCCCCACAAUUUGACAAA